Messenger RNA from Ananas comosus (pineapple), 3194 nucleotides. RefSeq names its product AP-1 complex subunit gamma-2. Gene Ontology annotation, cellular component: AP-1 adaptor complex; membrane coat; Golgi apparatus. Gene Ontology annotation, biological process: receptor-mediated endocytosis; Golgi to vacuole transport; intracellular protein transport. The transcript has 19 exons. Gene Ontology annotation, molecular function: clathrin-cargo adaptor activity. NCBI's taxonomy places the organism in Eukaryota, Viridiplantae, Streptophyta, Magnoliopsida, Poales, Bromeliaceae. The record is from RefSeq and is a predicted model, not a curated record. The coding region runs from base 197 to 2791 and encodes 864 amino acids.
CAGAUCAAGCCUCGCUCCGACCUUCGUUGUCUUUCUCCUGUCUCUUCUUCUUUUUCCUCCUAUUGUCUCAGAUCCCUCGAUUCCCUUACUCCGAUCUCUUCCUUCGCUCCGGCGAGGGGUCUCCUACGCCGAUCCCUCCCCGUUCUCAAUCGCAAGCGCACGAGAUCCGGCGCGAGAUCCCACGCUGGAUUUAGCCAUGAAUCCCUUCUCCUCGGGAACUCGGUUAAGGGAUAUGAUUCGAGCUAUACGUGCAUGCAAAACUGCUGCAGAAGAGCGUGCGGUUGUAAGAAAAGAAUGUGCUGCUAUACGUGCCGCAAUUAGUGAAAAUGAUCAAGAUUAUAGGCAUCGUAAUCUUGCAAAACUCAUGUUUAUUCACAUGCUUGGCUAUCCCACUCAUUUUGGUCAAAUGGAAUGCCUUAAGUUAAUAGCUUCUGCUGGGUUUCCUGAAAAAAGAAUUGGCUAUCUGGGCCUCAUGCUGCUUCUUGAUGAAAGACAAGAAGUUCUUAUGCUGGUUACAAAUUCCCUGAAACAAGAUCUAAAUCACUCAAACCAGUAUAUUGUGGGUCUUGCUCUUUGUGCUCUUGGAAAUAUAUGUUCUGCUGAGAUGGCACGGGAUCUCGCUCCGGAAGUAGAGAGACUACUGCAUGGGAGAGACCCAAAUAUUAAGAAAAAGGCUGCUUUGUGCUCUAUAAGGAUCAUAAGAAAAGUUCCUGACUUGGCAGAGAACUUUAUGGGACCUGCUGCUUCGCUGCUGAAGGAAAAGCAUCAUGGAGUUCUCAUAGCUGGAGUUCAGCUCUGUACAGAUCUAUGUAAAGCCAACACAGAUGCCUUGGAAUAUUUGAGAAAGAACUGCACAGAAGGAUUGGUUCGUAUCUUGAAAGAUGUUUCAAAUAGUCCGUAUGCUCCUGAGUAUGACAUUGCUGGUAUCACAGACCCUUUCUUGCACAUCCGAGUGCUUAGGCUGAUGCGCAUGUUGGGCCAAGAGGAUGCAGACUCUAGUGAAUAUAUGAAUGACAUUCUUGCACAGGUUGCGACGAAAACUGAGUCAAACAAAAAUGUUGGGAAUGCUAUUCUUUAUGAGUGUGUUGAGACUAUAAUGGGGAUAGAAGCUACCAGUGGCCUACGUGUUCUAGCUAUCAAUAUUUUGGGAAGAUUCCUGUCAAAUCGUGAUAACAAUAUCAGAUAUGUUGCACUGAACAUGCUCAUGAAGGCCAUUACAGUAGAUGCUCAAGCGGUGCAGAGGCACAGGACAACGAUAUUAGAAUGUGUCAAGGAUUCUGAUGCCUCAAUACGGAAAAGGGCUCUGGAGCUUGUUUUCCUGUUAGUCAAUGACGGCAACGUGAAGCCUUUGGCUAAAGAACUUAUUGACUAUCUAGAAGUAAGUGAUCAAGAAUUCAAGGGGGAUUUAACUGCCAAAAUUUGUUCAAUUGUUGAAAAGUUUUCUCAGGAGAAGCUGUGGUACAUUGAUCAAAUGUUCAAGGUCUUAUCUCUGGCUGGGAAUUACGUAAAAGAUGAUGUGUGGCAUGCCCUUAUAGUUGUGAUAAGCAAUGCACCCGAUCUUCAAGGUUACUCUGUUAGGUCCUUGUAUAGGGCAUUGCAAACAUCAUACGAGCAGGAAAGUUUAGUACGAGUUGCUGUGUGGUGCAUCGGGGAGUAUGGCGAGAUGCUGGUCAAUAAUGUUGGAGUUCUUGAAGUGGAGGAACCUAUGACAGUAACAGAAUCUGAUGCUGUGGAUGCCGUAGAGGUUGCCUUAAAACGUCAUUCUUCAGACAUGACUACUCGAGCUAUGUCUCUGAUUGCUCUUUUGAAGCUCUCUUCACGAUUUACACCCACCUCAGAGAGGAUAAAAGAAAUAGUUACACAGCAUAAAGGGAGUGUCGCACUAGAAUUGCAGCAAAGAUCAAUUGAAUUCAACUCUAUUAUCCAGAGGCACCAAAAUAUCAAAUCUUCUUUGGUGGAACGAAUGCCUGUCUUGGAUGAGGCAGCUUAUUUAGGAAAGAGAGCAGGUUCUUCUCAACCAACGCUUUCAGCUGAAAAAUCUAGCAAACCGACCACUUCUGCUGCAUCACUUAAGCUUCCAAAUGGCGUAGCUAAGCCACCAGCUGCUCCUCUUGUGGAUUUGCUUGAUUUAAGUUCUGAUGAUGCACCAGUUCUGCCUUCAGCCCCUAAUGAUUUUCUAAAUGAUCUAUUGGGAAUUGGCCUACCAAAUUCAUCAUCAUCAGGUGCAGCGCCAUCAACAACUACAGAUUUACUCAUGGAUCUUCUAUCGAUUGGAACAUCUCCUGCACAAAACGGUCCAUCAGAUUCUAAUGUUGUUCCUUCAAGCGCGAAAGCAGCAGAAAGUAAACCUGCUCCUGUUACUGCUCCAGUGAUGGACUUAUUAGAUGGCUUGCCAUCAAAUGCAUCUCCUCCCAGAGAUGAGAAUUUGGUUUAUCCAACUAUUACGGCUUUCGAGAGCAGCACCUUGAAGAUAGCAUUCAGCUUCGAGAAACAACCUGAGAAACCACAAGUGACAUUGAUCAGUGCUACAUUUACAAAUCUGUCAUCAAGUACUUUGACAAAUUUCAUUUUUCAGGCUGCUGUGCCCAAGUUUGUCCAGUUGCAUCUGGAUCCAGCUAGCAGCAGCACACUCCCAGCCAACGGAAAUGGGACAAUUACACAAAGCCUUCGUGUUACUAAUACCCAACAUGGGCAGAAACCCCUUGCUAUGAGAGUAAGGAUGGCUUACAAAUUUAAUGAUGAGGACAAGUUGGAGCAAGGACAGAUCAGCAACUUCCCUCCCGGAUUAUAGUGUUAUUUGCAGCUUGUGAGACUUACUUAGUGCGAGUUUAUGGCUGGAGAGCGGCACAGUUGUUCUCUCUUCAAUUUUCACCCACUUUUUGGUGUCACUUCGACACCCUGGGUAUUUUUCGUCGUUCAUUAUCCCUCUAUAUGUAUACUAGUCAGCAUUGUUGCGGAAUCUACUUUUACAGAAUGAAUAUCUGGGUUUAUGUACACCGCGCGUGACCUUUUUCAGGGAUAUGCAAUCAGAAAAGGACGUUUGUCAGUGUGGAACUAGUCUAGAUGAUAAUCGUCUGGAAAUGUUUUGAUAUUCUAUUUAUUCAUAAUUUGUAUUGUGUUUUCCUCGUGUAUUUUUCAGAAUUUCCAAAACAGAGUAAAUAGCUGGUUGGUUAGUAAAUUGAAUUUUACAGCAA